UCCUUAUUUAGAAAUAUUUGCUUCAUUUUUUUUCUUGUCUCUACUGUCUUCCUUCUCCUUUGUUCCCUAUCUCUUUUGAACAUUUUCUUCCCAUUUGCCAGUAUCUGUUAUACAUUUUGGUCCUUAGCCUUUUGGUUUCUCACAUCAGGGAAACAAUGCAGUUUUUAAAUGUGUGUCUGAUUUAUUUCACUUAAAAUAGUCCCAAGAUGUAUCCAUUUAGCUAGAAAUGUCUCAAGCUUUUUAUGUCAAGGUAAGUACCCUGUGUAUGACAAACCACAUAUUUAUAUGUUCAUCAGUUGGUGGGCAUUUGGGCGGUUUCCAAAUUUAGCUGUUACAGACUGCUGUAGCUGUGUAUGACACUAAUAAUUCUUUUGGGAAGAUAACCAAGAAAGGAAAUAGAACCUCUAGUUCUAGUUUAAGAAAUCCCCACACUGAUUUCCACAGUGGUUGUACCAGUCUGCCCUUCCAGUAACUGGAAAAAUGUUCUUUUCCCCCAUACUUCCACCAGCAUUGGUCAUGUAGCUGAUUUCUCUUUGUUUUUGAGACAGGCUUUCACUGUGUAGUACAGGCCAGACUUGAAUUUGCUUAUGCAGCCUUGAUUGGCCUCAAACUCACUGAGCUUCUGAGGCAGCCUCUGGGAUUAUGAAUGUACCACUACACUGGCUGGCUUGCUCUCUGGAGUGAGAUGCAAUCAGCAUUUUAAUUUGCAUCUCUUGAAUGGCCAAUGAUGUUGAACAUUUUUUCAUAUAUUUUAUUUGCUGUUUGUACUACUACAUCUGAGGUAUCUGUUCAUUCCAAUGGCUAUUUUCUAAGUGGGUCUUUAAAUUGGGGGGGGGGUUUCCUGAUUUUUUUGAGAUCUUGUUCUAGGUAUUAGUCCUUUUUCUGAGGAACAGCUGGCAACAUUGUUUUCUCACACUAUGGGCUGUCUCUUUACUCUUGUGUUUUGUUCUUCUGCUGGUUGGCACCCACAGUUUAAGGAGAGGUUUAGUUUGGCUCACAAGUUUUGGAAGUUACUGUCUAUGGCCAGAGGAAAACUGCUGUUCAAUCCCAGGAAGCAGAGAAGUAACCAGAGCAAGAGAGCAACCUCCAAAGGCACCCCUGUGACCACCUCCUCCAACUAGGCCCCACCUUCCAGCCGUGGAUUAAUUUGGAAGAAAAUUGAGGCUUGCAAGGUAACUUGCCUAGAGUCAUGUUGCUGCGUCAAGCCAAGCUCCCAGCCUCUGACACAGGCUGGAGAUGAUGAGAAGAACCAGAAGACAAUCACCAUCAACCCUGCCCACAUGGGGAAGGCCUUCAAGGUCAUGAAUGAGCUGCGGAGUAAGCAGCUGUUGUGUGACGUGAUGAUUGUGGCAGAAGAUGUGGAGAUAGAAGCCCACCGUGUGGUCCUGGCAGCCUGCAGCCCUUACUUCUGUGCGAUGUUCACAGGUGACAUGUCUGAGAGCAAAGCCAAGAAGAUUGAAAUCAAAGAUGUAGACGGACAGACACUCAGUAAGCUGAUCGACUAUAUCUACACUGCUGAAAUUGAGGUGACUGAAGAGAAUGUGCAGGUGCUACUCCCAGCAGCCAGCUUGCUACAGCUCAUGGACGUCAGGCAGAACUGCUGUGACUUCUUGCAGUCUCAGUUGCAUCCCACCAAUUGCCUGGGCAUCCGCGCAUUUGCAGAUGUGCAUACCUGCACGGACCUUCUACAGCAGGCUAACGCCUAUGCAGAACAGCACUUUCCAGAGGUGAUGCUGGGGGAAGAGUUUCUCAGCUUGAAUUUGGACCAGGUGUGCAGCUUGAUAUCCAGUGACAAACUGACUGUUUCUUCAGAAGAGAAGGUAUUUGAAGCUGUGAUUUCAUGGAUCAAUUAUGAGAAAGAAACUCGUUUGGAGCACAUGGCGAAACUGAUGGAACACGUCCGACUUCCUCUCUUGCCUAGGGACUACCUAGUCCAGACAGUGGAAGAAGAAGCUUUGAUAAAGAAUAACAACACCUGUAAGGAUUUCCUCAUUGAGGCCAUGAAAUACCAUCUGCUCCCUCUGGAUCAGAGGCUCUUAAUUAAGAACCCCAGGACCAAGCCCAGGACUCCAGUCAGCCUGCCCAAGGUCAUGAUUGUGGUUGGCGGCCAGGCGCCCAAGGCAAUCCGCAGCGUGGAGUGCUAUGAUUUUGAGGAGGACCGGUGGGACCAGAUUGCUGAGCUUCCCUCCAGGAGAUGCAGAGCAGGUGUGGUGUUCAUGGCCGGCCACGUGUAUGCUGUGGGCGGGUUUAAUGGCUCGCUGCGGGUGAGGACAGUGGAUGUGUAUGAUGGUGUGAAGGACCAGUGGACAUCCAUUGCCAGCAUGCAGGAGCGCCGGAGCACGCUGGGCGCAGCGGUGCUCAAUGACCUGCUCUACGCGGUGGGCGGCUUUGACGGCAGCACCGGCCUAGCGUCGGUGGAAGCCUACAGCUACAAGACCAACGAGUGGUUCUUUGUGGCCCCAAUGAACACACGGAGGAGCAGUGUGGGUGUGGGCGUUGUGGAGGGGAAGCUGUAUGCCGUUGGGGGUUACGACGGGGCUUCCCGCCAGUGCCUGAGCACCGUGGAGCAGUACAACCCAGCGACCAACGAGUGGAUCUAUGUGGCCGACAUGAGCACGCGCCGCAGCGGUGCAGGGGUUGGAGUGCUCAGCGGACAGCUGUAUGCCACCGGUGGGCAUGACGGGCCCUUGGUGAGGAAGAGCGUGGAGGUUUACGACCCUGGAACAAACACUUGGAAGCAAGUGGCCGACAUGAACAUGUGCCGGCGCAAUGCAGGGGUCUGUGCAGUGAAUGGGCUCCUGUACGUGGUCGGAGGGGACGACGGAUCCUGCAACCUGGCUUCGGUGGAGUACUACAACCCUGUUACUGACAAAUGGACCCUGCUGCCAACCAACAUGAGCACGGGGCGGAGCUACGCAGGUGUUGCUGUGAUUCACAAGUCCUUGUGACCCAAAUCCUCACUGGCAGGAGAUGAAGGAUGAUGUGGGUACUACCUGUGACUUGGAGCAGCAGGAUCCUAGCAACUGGAUGCAGGUCACUACACGGGUCCAUGGUGGUGUGAGAACCACUCUCCUCUGACUUGGCAGACUGGCAUUGUCCCUUGCAGUAUGGACACUGGUGACCCACCUCCUGCUUCCCUGAGGUGCUUUGUCUCAGCCCCGAACAGUGACUUUCCUGACAGCCCCAGCAGCACCUUUGGGUUUUUUCCCUUUUUUUUUUUUUUUUUUUUUUUUGGUAUUUAUGUAGGGAUAACAGAGAAUCUAGAACUCGCGUGCACAUCUAUGCAGUGCACAUGUGUGUGUUUAUGUAUAAAAUGGAUGUUUUCACUCAGCUGUGGGUUGGGGAGGUAUGGUAAUCUACUGUAUUUCUUUACUACUGAUCCUUUCACUAUGCUGAAAAUCAAAGAACAGGAACCUUUCUUCUGGAUUUGUCUCAUGGGGACCCUGAGAAGAUUAAUGCUGCUGUCUCCUGGAGAUCCAGUCGAACAGGUUGGAAUAUCCCAGAAGUUACCCACAAGAGGGCUGUUCGGUGAUCAUGCCCACAAACAUGACCUGACUACUGUAACUCUGCUUGCAGAAGAACUAAAGCUUUCUUGAAGCUGCUCCCUGGCCUCCGUGUGCUGGACCAGGGAGAAGACAGGUUCCCAUGGUCUUCAUAGCUGCCCUUUCGGAGUUCUUCUCUAGGAAGCUUUUCUCUAGGAUCCAGCCAGUCUUCUGCCUGGCUCUCUGACUUUUGAUGUCAUGGAUUCCAGGUUUGGAAGGUUUUGUUUGUUGAGCAGGGGAAAAAAAAGUGAACUCUUCAGAGUAGCCCCAGGUAACACACUGGAGAAAAAAAUGUACAAGAAGAAAACAAAAAAAUCAAGGUAAUGAGGGUUCAGUCCCUGCUUACAGUGAUCUUAGGGAGGGAGACCACUAAUGGGUUUUCCCAUGAUGUGACAGCCCCUAUUUGUACUUAUUUUCCAGGCCUAAUUAUUCUAGCACCCCAUUUUACUUGCAAAUUUCUGGCUUGGAGGAUAUGUAAAAGGUCACCCACCAUCCCAGAGAUAAGUUUGUCCAUGGGGUCAUGUGUGAUUCAUUUGGACACAGAUGACUUCAAGGGACUAUAUUAGCUGAGGCUAGCCCUUGGCACUUUGUGAUGAAGUCAGAUGUGUCUUGCACCCUUAUCAUCCUCUUGUGCUUUCCCCCAAUUUCAAAGUGUGUACCCCUCCCCAAACUGCAGACAUCCCUUCCCUUUGCUUGCUCUGUUGGGGGGGAGAUAACCGUGGGCCCUGGGUUUGACAUCUCAUUCAAGAAUACUUGGAUUUUAAAAGAGAAAUUUGAUAGAUCAUUACCAAUGAUAGAAAGUCAAGCAGCUGGAUGGGAAAUUUGAGGGAGCAUUAGGUCAUUUGCAUUUUUAAAAAGACCCUUCAAUGUGUACAAUUCCUAAGCUAGCAAAUUGCUUAUGCUGGACUUUUCUGUCAGAGGAGGGGAAUCUUGUGUGUCACAUCUUGGAGUCUGGGGUUAACUCUCUGUGAUGUCAAGGGCCUGCACUUUGUGAACCCUGAUGUUAGACUUCUGAUACACUUUUAUGUGUUCUAGGCAGAUUCUGCAGGAGAUUGACAUCCCUCUUUUCCCUACUUCUGCCCUGUAGAAACCUAGGAGACUACUGGGCUCCUUAGCUACUUGGCCACUUUGAGUAUUUACUGUAUAUUACAUACUGUUGCGUUCCUCUCCUGAGAAUGGAACUUCCCUUCCUAAAUUUAAGCACAUGUUGUUUCAGCAAGACAUUUGAAGAGCAUUAAAGAACCUAGGAACUUGGUAUCCUUGAGAAGAGGCCAAGAUAUUUAGCUUGAGUGCACCUAGAAGAAAUGCCUUCAGAGGAAUCAAGGCAUGCUUGAAUUAACUGCUCUGGUCUCACCUGGCUGCAAGGAUGGCUGUGAUUUCAGAGCUUCGCCUGGCUCUGAGUUGGAACUUUUUGUCCCCGAUGUCCUUCCUCCAUCUCCAAGGAAAUUUUGAGGUUGGUUGGCAAGUGCAUGUGAUGAGGAUGAGGUUGAGGAGUCUGGUGUGUGGAUGACACACAAGAUUUCCAUUUUCGAUACAAGGUUAAUUCCUCAUCCUCUUCCCCACGAUGGAGAAACUAGGCUUUUCUGUUUAGGUGGGAAAGCUAGUUUCACGUGUCAUUGUCCCAGAAAAGAUCCCUCCCUUGGAAGCUUGCCAACCGUGUUUUCCAUCUUGGAGUUUUUGCUAUUGCGCCUACCUUGCAUCUCUCUUCCAAAGAGGCCUCUCCUCUGCUGGUGGUGCUGCAGGGGCCAUGUUCAUUUCAUCUUCAUGCAUCCUUUCUCAUGGGGACUAGAAUACUGGUAUGUCAUCACAGAAAUGUCAAUCUAUUCUAGCUGUCCACAGAUCCCAUCCCAAAGUUACUGUUCCUUCAUCCCCAGGUGCAGUUUUCUCUUCACGGUACCUACAUCAGACUUUCAAGUCUAUGCUGGUCACAUGGUAGUGAGGCCUCCCUUCCCUGCCCCUAUUAGGGUGGCCUCUCCUGCUUAUGAAUGCAGCUUUGCCAGUGGCGUAUCUGAAAUCUGAUUGCAGCGGUGAAAUGGAAUUGAGGCCCAAGGUUAGAAGCAGCCUAGACGCCACUGGGAUACUGAUUUGGACAACAUAGAAGUCGGCUUCUGAAUCCAAAGUCAUUUCUCAUAAGUACCCAAUGGCAUGUCUCCAUCUAAAAAAUUGCAGUAUUAUGCAAAUGAAGUGACCUCAUUUUCUGCUAUGCAAUAAGAAUCCUUAAUUCUAUUACAUGACAAGCCAGUCACAAUAUCCCCUAAGAUGCUUUUUGAGCUUUUUGAUAUUUGUUGUGUAAUAUUUGUAUAUUUCUGAGCCAGAUCCUUUCAAAGAUUGCCUUUUUAUAAAACUGAAGCUCUAGCUUUCAGGCUAAAAUUGUAGAUAUUUUUAUAAGAUAAUUUUUUUCAAAAUAUAUAAAUUGCUUUUUAUGUCCAUGUUAAUGAAAUGUUAUGGUGUAUGUGUCAUUCACUCUCACACACAGUCCGUGCCUGUAGCUCUCUUUCCCUUGUCCCCCUCCCUCCCCUCAAAAAAAAAAAUUCAGAUAUUUCAGGCACUCCAGGUAGAUGAGUCUUCUUUUUCAUACUGUAUUUAAGAGAGACUGCUGAAUUGAAAAGCACAGUCACUGGUGUGUCUUGAAUUGCCAGGGACUAAUGUUAAGCUAGAAGUCAGCAUCUACUAGAUGCUAUACUGCUUGUUGGUUCAUUUGUCUGAAAUGCUCAUCUCUCCAUUUGUUAAUUUUAUCGAAUUUGCUUUCUGAGGAAUGAGGCUGGGUGGUCUGUCUCCUCUUACUGGCACUGAGCCUGGCAUAUGGUAUUGUAGAACAGCCCCAGAGAAGAGCUUGCUGUCUGGCCUGUGUUCCUUGGUUCCUGGACUCAGCAUCCAUUCCUCAUUUUGCUUUUGUCUUUUUGUUCUUCUGAAACUUUCUCUACCCAAGACCUCUGCUGCCAGGUGAUGUCUCUUUUGGGAGCAUCCAUUGCUGUGCGUUAGGAAAGGGGUCAAUCCCAGUCCCUGUGAAGUGCACAUUAAGCUUGUGCUUUGCGGAUAUGCUCGCGCUACAUCUCCGAUUUGGCUCUUGAGGUGUCUUCAUUCCAGGGUCUGUUCUGGGUAUUUAUCUGCCAUCAGCCUUGUGCUUCUAAAACACAUCUGUCUUCUUACUGUUGGGACAGGUGCCAUUUGAAUUGCCUCCAUGCUCCCUAUUUACACCUACUUGGAUCAAGUUGGGAGGCUGAGCAAACUCAUAUCCCAGCUUUUAAGGCUCUGUUUGCCUGCAGAAACAAGAUUGGAAUGUAUUUUUUUUGAAUGUUUGUACUGUAGAGAAGCCUAAGCCUCUCAUGUUCAAAUGUGUUGUUUUUCUACUGACCAAGAGGAAAGCUGGCAGCUCUUCUGAAUGGGAAUGGAAGAGGCUUCUCCCAUAGUGGAUGAUCACAGCCUCGUAGCCCUUGUGCAGCCUGUGUCAUGGAACUCAGUGACUCAUGGAUACAGCACCAGUCAUGGCAGGAAUAUGUGGAACUGUGGCAUUUGCAGAAACAGAUUGCCCUAGUGCUACGUCCUUGCCUUUGGUUAUAAAUUGUAAAUUAUUUUCUCCUUUUUAGUGGCAAUAAAAAACCCUUAUUGGGCUUAUUUAAUUUGUAUGUGUAAAAUACUUUCUUUGGAAGAAAACUUAAGGCCCUGAAUGUGUAUGUGUGUGUGGGUGCUCUGUCCCCAUGCUUGUCACAAGCAGUCAAACUGGAUCAUUGACACCCUGUACAAUGCAUUGCACAGGGAAGAUUCAUGAUCUAGUGUUUUCUGCAUGGAUGCUGGGGAUGUCUAUCUUGUAAAAGAACACUUGUCACAUGCUCGAUCAGUCACAGUGAUAGCUGAAGAAACAUUUCUUCAAAUGUAUUAUUUUAAACAGAAUCAUGUUCUGGUUUCCCAUAUUGAAUGUUUAAUUUUAAUAAAAGCUAAACUGUGCAAA
Messenger RNA from Cavia porcellus (domestic guinea pig), 7491 nucleotides. RefSeq names its product kelch like family member 3 (gene Klhl3). The transcript has 16 exons. Gene Ontology annotation, molecular function: protein binding. The coding region runs from base 1281 to 2948 and encodes 555 amino acids. The record is from RefSeq and is a predicted model, not a curated record. NCBI's taxonomy places the organism in Eukaryota, Metazoa, Chordata, Mammalia, Rodentia, Caviidae.